UAUUAAGUUAAAGGAAUCACAUUAAUGAAUAAUCGAUAGUUUUUAGUUUGCGAUAGUUAUCAUUUUGAAAAUACAUCCCUGUUUAUUACUUCUUCUUCUUUCACCAUAAAAAUGUAAUUGAGUUUUCAAUAAGAAUAAAAUAUACGAUAUAACAGUGGUGUCAGAAGUCAAAAGGAAUGGCUUCUACCAAUUCAGAGAGGGCUACAUCGACUUCAAAUAAUGAUCUAAGCGGGAUCAUUGAGUCGCUGGCUGAUGCAAUUCGCAUAGCAGUGGCACAAGGUAGCCAAAAUGCAGGGAUUCCAGGAACUGCAAAGACGCCGCAGUUUGCAAUGCCAAGCUACAAGAGCGGGGAAGAUUCUACAGUUAAAGAUUACUUCAGUCGAUUCGAGUGGGCACUACAACUCAGCAAGGUGCCAGAGGAGGAGCACCACAACUACGCGCGUGUGCAUAUGGGCUCAGAAUUGAAUACAGCCUUACGUAUACUGAUCAGUCCAAAGUGUCCCGAAGAAUUACAGUACAGGGAGAUCAAAGAAGUGCUAAUUAAUCACUUUGAUGGCAAACGAAACAUGUAUGCAGAAAGUUUCAAAUUUCGUCAACUUCGACAAGAGCCAGAGGAACCACUGGCAACGUUCGUACUUCGCUUAAAACAAGCAGCAUCCUUUUGCGAAUUUGGUUCGUUCUUAGACAGAAUGCUUACAGAACAAAUGCUUUUCGGCAUGGAGGGUCGCAGUAUAUGUGAUGAGGUGAUCGCAAAAAAGCCAGCUACUUUUGCAGAAGCAUAUGAAGCCGCCUACUCCAGAGAACUACUUUUGAGGUCUGCAAACACGGUGAGCGAAAAGACAACAACAGAGGUCGAACCAACAUGCAAAUUGGGAUACAGCCCAAUCAAAAAGCGAUCGGAGAGCAGCAAGAAAGUAACAAGAUGCUAUAGCUGUGGAGGUCAGCAUUUGCGACGAAACUGUAAGUUCAAAGACGAGAAAUGCUUUAAUUGUGGAAAGAUCGGGCAUAUAAGCAAAGUAUGUAGAUCGAGUACCAAACAAAUUUCAGAAGCUGAUGAUUCUGACAAUCAAGCAGCAUGGCAAUUUGAAGAGCCUACAAAUUCAGUCAAUGCAAUGAGGGCAGCAACAAGAAAAAUGAUUACAAUGAACAUUGAAGGAUUUCGACUACCAAUGGAAUUAGAUACAGGUGCCCCGUGCAGUAUUAUAAACAAGCAAUCGUUUCGAGCAAUUAAACCUUCAAUGCGUCUUCAGAAAACCGACCGCAAAUUCUCCAGCUAUACAGGGCAUAAAAUUACAUGCAUAGGACGAGCGCCCCUUAACGUAACAUAUGGAAACACCACACGGAAACUUAAUUUGUACGUGGUGGAGGGGAAUCUGGAUACACUGUGUGGACGCGAGUGGAUCACACAAUUUGCAAAGGAAAUCAACUUCGAGAAAUUAUUCGAUGAAGAUAGAACUGAGGACGCCAUUGAUCUAGAUAUGUUUACAUCCAACGGCAGCGCGAUCAAGGCAAUUAAAGUACAAGCAACUGGACUACCAGAAGACAAAAAAGGUCAGCUUCAACAAAUUCUCACUAAAUACAAUUUGGUUUUUAAUACUACAGCAGGAACAUUCAAAGGGCCAGAAGUUAAGGUACACUUGAAACCAGGGGCAAAACCGAUUUUUGCACGAGCGAGAGAUGUACCAUUUGCAUUGCGUGACGCCUACGCAAAAGAGAUCGACAAGAAAAUUUCUGCAGGAUUCUAUAAGAAGGUAGAUUAUUCCGAAUGGGCUUCAACAACACACGUAGUUACCAAAAAGACCGGGGGCAUUCGAAUAACUGGCAACUAUAAACCUACAUUAAACCCCCAAAUGAUUAUCGAUGAACAUCCUAUACCACGAGCUGAAGAUUUAUUCAACCAGAUGAAAGGAGCUACAAUAUUCGCACACUUGGAUAUUACUGAUGCAUAUUCACAUUUACGAAUUGACGACGAGUUCGCUCAUACCCUUACACUGAAUACAAUCACUCACGGGCUCAUUCGACCAACGCGCGCUGUAUAUGGUGCAGCAAACAUUCCAGCUAUUUGGCAAAGAACGAUGGAAACAGUAUUACAGGACAUCCCAAAUGUACUUAAUUUUUUCGAUGACAUAUUGAUAUACGCCGGAAAUAUGGAAGAAUUGCUAAAAACGUUAGAGAAGACUUUGGAAAAGCUGCAGAAUUUCGGAUUAAAACUAAAUAAAUCAAAAUGUAUAUUUGCGGCAUCAUCUAUAGAAUUUCUGGGCCACAAGAUCGACGCACAAGGAAUACACAAAUCAACCAAACACAUUGAGGCCAUAAUACAUGCACCCAGACCAGCAACAAUAGAGCAGUUACAGUUGUUUUUGGGAAAAGCAACAUACUAUUCGAAUUUCAUUCCAAACUUAUCGACACUAGAAAGACCGCUUCGCAACGUUUUGAAGACAGGAAAAUUCUACUGGUACUGAUGCCAUAUGAUCCGUCUCUACCUCUACUACUAGCAACAGAUGCAAGCAGCACAGGAAUAGGCGCAGUCCUAUCUCAUCGACUAACCAACGGCAAUGAACGACCAAUUGCAUAUGCGAGCCGCACGUUAAGCCAAGCAGAACUCAAAUACUCACCAAUCGACAAAGAAGCACUUGCCAUCGUAUGGGCGACCCAAAGAUUCUUCAAAUAUUUAUACGCUAGGCACUGGACAUUAAUAACGGACAAUAAACCCCUCGCACAAAUUUUGCACCCAGGUAAAUCACUUCCAACAUUGUGCAUCUCUCGAAUGGCUAAUUAUGCAGACUUCAUGAGUAAUUUUGAUUUUGAUUCAAUAACGAAAAAAUCUAAAGAAAACAGUAAUGCAGACUACCUUUCUCGACUACCAAUCAAAGCGGGCGUUAUAAAGGAAGUGGAAGACAGUUCUUCGCUUGAUGAAUUCGACAAUUUCAUGAUACGACAAAUUAAGCAACUUCCAGUGACAGCCAAGGGAAUAUCGCAAGAAACAAGGAAGGACCAACACUUAGGAAAGAUUCUGCAACUACUCGAGAAUGGUCAGUGUUUGGCCAAGAAUGGAUAUAAAAGCCCAGAAUGUAUAUACGGCCUUUCUUAUGGCUGCCUUACGUUUGAACACCGAAUUGUUAUUCCCACGAAAUUACGACAAACAAUUCUUGAUGAGUUACACAGAGCACACCUAGGUGUAGUAAAAAUGAAAGGAAUCGCUCGAUCCUUUGUGUAUUGGCCCGGAAUAGAUAAAGACAUCGAAAAUACAGGAAAAGCAUGCGAGUCCUGUGCCAAAAAUGCUAAACUACCGCCGAAAUGCUCCGACCACUACUGGGAAUACCCUAAAACCCCAUGGGAGCGCAUUCAUAUAGACUACGCGGGGCCAAUUCAUGGUAUGAUGUUAUUAAUUAUAACUGAUGCCUACUCAAAAUGGUUAGAGGUGAAGGUAACGAAAACAAUUACGGCAGGUGCAACGAUCGCCAUCUUAGACGAAUUAUUUGCAACUUACGGAGUCCCACUGAUGCUGGUUACGGAUAAUGGAACAAACUUCACGUCAAAAGAAUUUAAAAACUACCUUACAUCUGCGGGAAUCAGAUAUCACAAAUUAACGGCGCCAUAUCAUCCUGCCACAAACGGGCAAGCCGAACGAAAUGUGCAAACAGUAAAACAGGCAUUAAAAGCAAUGAGAACAUCUUCGGACACAAUGAGAAGAGACCUGAACGAAUUCUUACAACAAUACCGAAAUGCUCCACACUGCACUACCGGAGAGCCUCCGGCAAAAUUGUUUUUGGGCAGAAAAUUGCGUACCCGACUUGAUUUAAUCCGUCCAGAAAAUGUAACAGAGAAAGUUUCCGCAAAACGAGUCAUGAACUUCAACCCUUCAUAUAGACAGUUCCAUUCGCACGAUGAAGUUUACUUUUUAUCCGGAAACCCUCGAAUGGACAAAUGGGUGCAAG
Messenger RNA from Drosophila eugracilis, 3938 nucleotides. RefSeq lists its product as uncharacterized. The record is from RefSeq and is a predicted model, not a curated record. The coding region runs from base 177 to 2462 and encodes 761 amino acids. Gene Ontology annotation, molecular function: zinc ion binding; nucleic acid binding. NCBI's taxonomy places the organism in Eukaryota, Metazoa, Arthropoda, Insecta, Diptera, Drosophilidae. The transcript has 2 exons.